Molecule: messenger RNA, 1860 nt
Organism: Cylicocyclus nassatus
Lineage: Eukaryota; Metazoa; Nematoda; Chromadorea; Rhabditida; Strongylidae
Source: the annotation of a GenBank genome assembly
AUGAAAAAUACGAACAUUAACAAUGUUGAAGUCAAUAAUGUAAAUCGUGAACGUUCAAAGCAUAAUCUUGACCACGAUGUCAAUACUACCGCUAGUCUUGGAACUAUCCAGCCUCUUGGCUUUAUGGAAAUGUUUCCCCACGACAAGGUAAGUUUUAAGCCUUCCACUCUUAUUCGUGCUGGUGCAAUGGUUGUACCCUCUUGGGCAAAAUUUAAGUGGAUGCUUUCUUCGGCCUUUGUUCCUAUUAAUUCGUACAAUCCGAGUCUUUCUACUGUUUCUGCUGGUCAGCUAGAUCUAUUCCCUAAACAUUCAGGUAUUGCAUUUAAUGCCUCUUUCCUUUGGAAUAGCGGUAUUGGUUGGGACAAUAAUGUUAAUGUGAAGCAAGUUUGGCUACCUUUGGGUAAUACUCCAAAGUCCCUUGUUGGUACAGGCGUUAUGUGGGAUGAUGUUUUCUAUGGUUCUGAAGAUAUUUCUCCGUCUAAUGCUGACUUUGUUAUUGAGACUGAGAAAUAUGAAUCGUCUGAACCAUUGAAUCGUAAUUAUGCUAUUUGCUUCCGUCUUUCUGAUAAGGGUGUCUAUUCUUCCUUUGCUGGCUGGUAUCGUGCAUAUUUUCGCUUUAAUGGCAUUGAGCGUCUCCGUAACUGGGAGUCUACCUAUUGCCAUCAGUUGAUUAAUUGGAUUGAAACUAAUGGUGAUUCUGUCUGUGAUUUUGGUUUGACUUCCUCUCAAUGGGCUGCUCCCAAGACUUCUACGUCUUCUGCUCCUAUUUCUAUUUUUAUGAGGUUCUUUGUUAAUGAGCUGAUGGAUAGUUUCUAUCCUACGGAAGACUAUAAUUUCGUUUCGGCUCAUCGUGUUGACAUUACCGCACCUUAUUCCUCUAGUUCUGAUUAUCAGGCAGGUGAUGGAAAGCCUGAUGGUUCUUAUGCUACUUCUUAUUAUACUCCUCAAUGGCUUGAAAGCAAGGUAACUGGCGUUGAGGGUACUACUGGUCAUACUUUGGGUAUUGAUGGUGAUGGUGCUGGUAAUAUGUAUGAUAUUCAGACUACUAUCUUUUCACAAGGUUCUUUGGUAGGUUUUCAGGCUACUGCAAAAGAUGGUGGUUUGUCGGCUAAUCUUGUUGAGGCUUUAAAGCGUUUGCAGCGUGUCACUUCCAAGCACGAUGUAUUUGGUCAGAAUGUUCGUGCAUUGAUGAAGGCUUUUGGUAUUGAUGGUUAUGAUACUGAUGAGCCUGUUGAUGUACUUGGAUUCCGUUCAUUUGAUUUGAACAUUUCUGAAGUGACUUCUCUUGCUGAUACUUAUGCUAAUUCUAUUACUGGUCGUUAUUUGGGUGAACAGGCUGGUAAGUCCGUAACCACAGGUGAUGAUGAUUAUAGUAAACCUAUUGUAUGCUCUACUGAUGAACGAGGAUUCUUCUUUGUUAUGGGCGGUAUAGUUCCUAUUAGUGGUUAUGUUAAUAUGGCUGACGAACAUAACUAUAUGGUUCAUCGUUCCCAGCAGUAUGAUAAGGAGUUUGAAGGUCUUGGAUAUGAUGCUACUCGUAUGGAGCGUCUUUUCGGAGAUAUCCGAGUCUCUAAUAAGACCUCUACUAUUAAGAAGCACGCUUUUGGUUUUGUUCCUCGUUAUUCUGCUCUCAAGGUUAAGCAUAAUGUUCUGAAUGGUGAUUUUAAUCGCCCUGCUAUGCGUGAUGCUUUGUUACCUUAUUCCAGUGAUAGAAAUAUCUCUCUUAUGCAGCCUAAUGGUGAUGUAAAGCAGAUUAUUGAUGCUGUUAAUGUAGGAACUAUUAUGAAUCCACUUUCAACAGAUUUUAUAAUGAUUUUCCAAACUUCCUCUUGCUGGCAAGGAAUGGGCUUAUUACUAUAA